AUGUUAGCUAGUACAACAAUAAAGAAAGAUACCAUUAAUAGAAAAAAAGCUAAACAAGCUCGAGAGUCUGAGAAUAUUAAACGAAUGUAUGAAGCUGAAAAAGAAUCAGAAGAACGUGCAACAAAAUUCGCAGAAUCUUUUCUUCAAAAACUCCAUAUAACUUUAGAAUCCAGUAAUCCAGAAUCAUUGCGCUUAGUAUUGAAAUUAUACUUGGAUUAUUAUGAAAAAUAUGAUAAAAUAACUGAAGGUGUUAAUGAGACACGUGAGCAACAAGAAAAAAUUAGUGAGUUACUAGAUCAACUGGCAAUCAAUCUGUACAAAGAUGUUAACAAAGUGCUUAAAGAUUAUCCAGAAUUGUCAACAGUAUUUUUAUUAUUUUUGAAACCACAUCAAGCUGCGAUGAUCUAUAAAUCAACAGAACAUAUGAUGUUACAAAAAAUGAAUGAAUUUAUAAACGCAGCACAAGUUUAUUUUGCUAAACAACCGUCUCGAAUGAUGAGGGUAAUGCAGGCUUUAACGCAAUUAGCUGCUGAAGCUAAUCCAACAUUAGAAUUGAUUCACGCAACAAUGGAUCCAAUAUUGAAAGGUCAUCAACUUAUUAUGGAUAUGUUUCAACAAGUUUUGCCAACUGGUAAACCACCGCAGAGUUUAUUUUCACCGAGUUUAUUUGAAAAUUUAACUUGUCCAGUUCUACCGCAUGAUAAAAAUCGUAUUUUUACUGUUGACUCGCCAGAAUUGUAUGAAAAUAUUGAACUACCAACACCAGCCGUACAAGAUGAUCAUUAUGGCGGUGAUAAUUGUAAAUGUGAUUGUCAUGAUACUAAUGAACCGCAUCUAAAAACGCGUAUGGAGCAUUGUAUAUCAUGCGGAAUAAGAUAUCUUAACGGUCGUUUAUAUUUACAAACGCCUGAAGGAUUGAGACCAGCAAAAGUUGAAUUUCCUGGUGACGAAGAAGAAAAACUUGAAAAUAUAUCUCGUGUUUCACUUAAAACAACUGAUAAAACUGCAUCGACGGCUGUGCCAUCGACAAGCAGACGACGCAAGUCGUCGAAGAAUGAUAUAAAUACUGAUGAGCAAGCUCAAAAACAAUGUUCAUUGAAGACUUCACCCGUUAAAGACAAUGAUGACAGUGAUAAAGGUAUGUCUAAGAGUAAACGUGGUGGUAAAUCACCUCCCAAGUCACUUGAACACCGACGGCUAUCUAAGUCUGCCGAGAAUAAUGCUAAUUCAAAUGUUCCGAUAUCAUCAUCAUCAUCAUCCUAUGUUACUUCUACGACUAAUGAAGUAACUUAUCCGCUUAAAAGUAAGCGUGAAAAACGAGCUGAAAGAAGAGAAGCAAAAGCUGAAUCUAAAAAUUUUGCUUUAGAAUUAAAUAAACUCAAUGAAAUACCUGUUGUUAAUAAUUCAGUCAGUGAACUUAAUAAAGAAGUUGAAAGUGAUAAAGAAGCGUUGAUCGCUGUCAAUGAUUGUGGUAUUGAAAAUAAUUUAACCUGUGAUAUUAAAGAUAAUCCGACUGUUAAUAAUGUUAAUCAAGAUGAUAAUGAUAAAAGCAGUUCUAUUAAUGAAUUAAUUAGUAAUAGUUCAUGGACUAGACAAGAGGAUUCUUUGCUUCUUCAGCAUAUUCAGAAAGAUUAUUCGGAAAGUACUUUUAUUACUGUCAGUCAAUUGCUGGGAAACCGUACAGUAACUGAGGUGAAAGAACGUUGUCAAGCACUGCUUACGUUACUUGAAAAAAUGCUAUAA
Molecule: messenger RNA, 1743 nt
Organism: Cotesia congregata
Lineage: Eukaryota; Metazoa; Arthropoda; Insecta; Hymenoptera; Braconidae
Source: the annotation of a GenBank genome assembly